CUGAGCAGAGACCAGGCAGACACACAAUACAGCCCCCGGAUCAAGAGGAGAGGAAACACCUAGCCCCCUCUGCAAUUUCCCCCUUUAUACGAGACCUUCUGCUUAUUUUUCUACUUUUUUUCCCUUUUUCUAACGUGACAAGAAACUCGAUAAAAAUGGUCCUUUUGUUUUGAGCGCACACACUCUCUCUGUCUCUCUCUUUCUCUCUUUCUCUCUCUCUCUCCAGUAGCCUAUGUCUGUGCGUCUUCUCACAUAUAUUUGCAUUAUUUUUUCUCCCACAUAUCGCUUCGCAGUAAUGUACCGCUAUAUGUUUGCAGACUGGUAGCAUCUGGGAGCUCUUUUCAACAGGAACCUGCACUGAAGAUAAACCAGGAUGGUAACACAUUGUUCGUAACCAGCUUCAGUUCGACGAAGGCCACCGUAACCCCACUCUCUUCUAGUGAACCUUGACAACCGUCUCUCAGCCAUGUCUAACAUAAACAAUGCGCUUUGCAUUGAAAAUGGACAGAAUGCUGAUGUGUCUCUCUUACAAAAGGAUAAUCUUCAGGAUGGUGGAUUAAGCCAGCUUUUGGAUUAUAAUGCAGAAAUGGAAAGGUACAGAUCUUUUGCAAACUUUUACAAAACCAAUGGGGCAUUUCCACAAACUGCUAAGAUCGCCCGCAUCACAACGCCCAUUUUUCCCAGUGCUAGAAUUGGCAUGUCCCCUUGGAACUGCGAUAACGCCAUGCUCUGGGGAAGGAAAUCAGCGGCAAUAAACCCUAAUAGGACCAGCAUGCAUAGAAAUGACUCCCAGAGGCCGGGGAAGCCUGGCGUGCCGCCAGAGACGCUGCAAAUGGCAAAUAAUAAUUUCCUCUCUACCUUAUCCCCCGAACACUGCAGACCUUUAGCAGGAGAAUGCAUGAACAAGCUGAAAUGCGGCGCUGCUGAAGCAGAGAUAAUGAAUCUCCCAGAACGCGUUGGAACUUUUUCCGCUAUUCCGGCUUUAGGGGGCAUCUCAUUACCUCCCGGGGUCAUCGUCAUGACAGCCCUUCACUCCCCCGCAGCCUCAGCAGCCGUUACAGACAGUGCGUUUCAAAUUGCCAAUCUGGCAGACUGCCCACAGAAUAAUUCCUCGGCAUCCAGUGGAAACCCAGCGAAGAAGAAAAGGAAAAGGUGUGGGGUCUGUGCACCCUGCAGGCGGCUAAUCAACUGUGGUGUCUGCAGCAGUUGUCGGAACCGCAAAACGGGCCACCAGAUCUGCAAAUUUAGGAAAUGUGAGGAGCUGAAGAAGAAGCCAGGCUCAUCGCUGGAGAGGACACCGGUCAACAACGGCGAAGCGUUCCGGUGGUUCUUCUAGAGCGGCCAGCCUCGACCGCCCCAUCCAGAAGGAGGGCAGGUGGGACUCUGACUCUCUGCCGGCAGCACUUGAGGGGUUCACAGAACCCAAAACCCCCCCACCAGAUUUGGAGAGGAGUAGAGAAGAAAAGUGGACAAAAGAUAAAUGAAAACAUAAUGGUGUUGGUUUAACUCUGUAAUUUCCUUUUCUGUGUAAUUAUUGUACCUUUUGACAGUAUCAUAAUGUAUAUUUUUGGUGUCUAUGAAUGUGUUUUCAGUGUUGUGGCUGUGAGUUCACAGCCAAUCCUAUGUAAAGGACAAACAACAAAUAGACAAUCAUACAAUCAUACUGAAUCCGUCCAACAGAAGAGGCCACGAGGAUUGAAGAUAUAACAAACACAACACACUCUACUCUGGAGCAAUAAUCUAUUUUGUUGAUGAUUCUUCAGCCUUUUAUUUUUGUUGACUUUUGAAUUAUUGUAUCAAAACCCAAUUAUCUUAUCAAGUUUUUUUUUUCUGUUGUUUUAUUUGGAAACCCUUUUGUGAUGCCCCUCCGGCUGUGGGAAGUGUAAGAUCGUCAGUGGUAAUGUGAUGUGUCUUGACAGAGACGAUGUAAAGAGAUGGUAGCAUCGCUCAUGUGAUGGGUUUAAUAGGGGGGUUUUCUCAUCUGAGUGGACUCACUGCAGAACAGGGCACAUUGUCUUGUGUGGUGAGUUGCGCUUCUGUGAAGUCAAAGGGGCAUCAUUUCAUCGUAACCGCACCAGAUGGUUGCAAGCCAGACUGCUGUCUGGAGGUGAGACUCACAAAGAUGAUGUAAUACAAGCUUUUAAUGAAACUAAACAGGCCAUCAAACCAUCUUCUUCUUUUGUGUUUUGGUUUGGAACACUUAAGGUUGUAACUGUCUAAAAGGUAGGGAGUAAUGCCAGUAAAGGAAUUGUAGGUUAUGUUGAAAACAUUCAAAUUUAGAAUUAAUUGCAGUACAGUAUACAUAUUUGACAUAUCAGAUGUUGUUCUGAAUCUAAGGGAUAGUCUGGACUUUUCCCCUGCAGAGUAAACAACAAUUCUUUCUCCUGCAAAGUAACAUUACACAUUCCAAAAACAAAAUUAUUCAAUAAGUUACUCAUUGUCUUAAAACCCUAUUGUUGCAUGUGUAAAUGUGUUUUGGUUUUAAAGAUUACUAAGAAUUUGUAUA
Myripristis murdjan (pinecone soldierfish) is the source of this 2506-nucleotide messenger RNA. RefSeq names its product CXXC finger 4 (gene cxxc4). The record is from RefSeq and is a predicted model, not a curated record. The transcript has 3 exons. Gene Ontology annotation, cellular component: nucleus. Lineage: Eukaryota; Metazoa; Chordata; Actinopteri; Holocentriformes; Holocentridae. Bases 467 to 1336 code for a protein of 289 amino acids. Gene Ontology annotation, molecular function: zinc ion binding; methyl-CpG binding.